Microtus ochrogaster (prairie vole) is the source of this 1831-nucleotide messenger RNA. Its product is annotated as zinc finger protein 120-like. The record is from RefSeq and is a predicted model, not a curated record. The coding region runs from base 86 to 1072 and encodes 328 amino acids. Lineage: Eukaryota; Metazoa; Chordata; Mammalia; Rodentia; Cricetidae. The transcript is spliced from 6 exons. Gene Ontology annotation, biological process: regulation of transcription by RNA polymerase II. Gene Ontology annotation, molecular function: RNA polymerase II cis-regulatory region sequence-specific DNA binding; DNA-binding transcription factor activity, RNA polymerase II-specific.
GGCAGUGAAGUGGAAGUGGAGUCAGUCUUGUGUGCUGUUCAACUAAAACUGCGUGGAGCGCUUGGGAAAGCAAGGAAACCGCGGCAUGAAUGCAAUUACCUAUGGUGAUGUGCAUGUUGACUUCACUUGGGAAGAGUGGACUUUGCUGGAACCUUCCCAGAAGAAUCUCUACAAAGAUGUGAUGCUAGAGACCUACAGGAACCUCCUUAUUAUUGGAUACAGUUGGGAAGACCAUACUAUUGAACAACAUUGUCAUCUUUCUACAUGGCAUGAAAGGAAGGAAACAAGUAACACUGGAGAAAAACCCUCUUUAUCUACUCAGUGUCUUAAAGCCCUUCCUUAUGACAGUCAUCUUCAAAGGCAUGAAAGAACAAAUCCUAGCGAGAAACACUAUGAAUGUAAUCAGUGUGGUAAAGCCUUUGUACGUCUCAGUCAUCUUCAAAUGCAUAAAAGAAUACAUACUGGAAAGAAACUAUAUGGAUGUAAUGAAUGUGAUAAAGCCUUUUCACGUAUCAGUGAUCUUCAGAGGCAUAUACUAAGGCAUACUGAAGAGAAACGCUAUGAAUGUAAUCUGUGUGGUAAAGCCUUUUCAUAUCACAGUCAUCUUCAAAGGCAUAAAAGAUCCCAUACUGGAGAGAAACCCUAUGAAUGUAAUCAGUGUGGUAAAGCCUUUCCAUUCCAAUGUAAUCUCCGAAUACACGAAAGAAUGCAUACUGGAGAAAAACCCUAUGAAUGUAAUCAGUGUGGUAAAGCCUUUAUAUAUGACAGUGUUUUUAAAAGGCAUAAAAGAACCCAUACCGGAGAGAAACCCUAUGAAUGUAAUCAGUGUGGUAAAGGCUUUGCAUGUAUCAGUGAUCUUCAACAGCAUAAAAUAAGACAUACUGGAGAGAAACCCUAUGAAUGUAAUCAUUGUGGUAAAGCCUUUGUAUGUAUCGUUGAUCUUCAAAGACAUAUAAGAACACAUACUGGAGANAAGCCAUAUGAAUGUAAUCAGUGUGGUAAAGCCUUUGCACGUCACAGUAAUCUUUACGUUCAUAAAAGAACACAUACUGGAGAGAAACCCUAUGAAUGAAAUCAGUGUGGUAAAGCCUUUGCAAGUCAAGGUUAUCUUCACAUUCAUAAAAGAUCAUAUCCUGGAGAGAAACCCUAUGAAUGUAGUCAGUGUGGUAAAAUUUUUGUUUGUAAAAAUAGUCUCUGAACACAUGAAAGAAACCAUACUGGAGUGAAAUCCUAUGAAUAUAAUCAAUGUGGUAAAGCCUUUUGCCCAUGACAGUACUCUUCAACAGCAUAAAAGGACACAUACUUUUAUAAGUGUGGUAAAGGAUGAUAUCACAGUCAUCUUCAAGGCAUUAAAGAACACAUACUGGAGUAAAAACCCUACGAAUGUAUGUGUUAAAACUUUUGCUCAUUGUGGAGGCCUGAAAAUGUGAGCCUGUUUCCAAGUUGAACAAAGGUCAGAGAGUUGGGACUUUUUUCUAGUUCCUUCAUGAUUAUUGUGCUUUUACCUCAAACAAAUGCUCCACCUAGAUAUAGUUCCAGGAGUUUUGCUCUCUCAAGGUUAUUGUCAACAGGUGUCUCUAAUUGCCAGACCUUCUACACCGGGAAUAGAAAAGUAGAUCAGUUCUUGCCUGAAACAAAAGUCUAAGGAUUCAAAUUAGUUCCAGUUCCCACUAUGUAGAUAACUUCGGAUUCCAUGGAGGGAGUGGUUUGCCUACAGAAUGUUUUGGUCUAAGGUGUAAGUGUGACUUGUUUCGUUCUAGCAACAGAAUUUUUAACUAUGGAUGUAGACUGCAAAUUUCAAUUGUAUGUUCAUUUCCUUGUAUCAUGUUAA